AUGGAUAUUGAUUUUCGUAAUGAACUGGAUAGUGAACGAGAAGAUAUUGAAACACAAUUUGUAUUCAAAGGACGACGAAUCGGUAGAGGAACAUAUGGACAAGUAUUUAAAGCAACAAAAAAAACUGGCAGUGAUACAGUAAAACCGUAUGCACUGAAGCAAAUCGAAGGUGGAGGUUUUAGUGCCAGUGCAUGCAGAGAAAUAUCUCUACUACGUGAACUCAAACAUGCAAACGUUAUCACCUUGCAUCGUGUAUAUCUUUCUCAUCAAGACAGAAAAGUAUCGUUAUUGUUUGAUUAUGCUGAGUACGAUUUAUGGAAACCCGCAAAUAUUUUGGUUAUGGGUGACGGUAUUGAACGAGGACGUGUAAAAAUAGCCGAUAUGGGUUUUGCUCGUUUAUUUUAUAAUCCAUUAAAACCAUUUGCCGACAUUGAUCCAGUGGUUGUUACCUUAUGGUACAGAUCUCCUGAAUUACUAUUAGGAACAAGACAUUAUACAAAAGCGAUCGAUUUAUGGGCAAUCGGUUGUAUUUAUGUUGAACUUUUAACAUAUGAACCAUUAUUUCAUUGCAAACAAGAAGAUAUUAAAGCACCAUCACCAUAUAAUCGUGAACAAUUAGAAAAAAUAUUCACGGUGUUGGGUUAUCCAACAGAUGAUGAUUGGCCAACGAUUCGACAACUACCUGAUCAUGCAAAAAUGGCUCGAGAUGGUAUUCGAAUGCAAAAUUUUGGCAAUUGUACAUUAGGACGAUAUUUAACAAAAUACAAUAUUGCUGCAAAUGGUUUAUCUUUACCAUUAUUGUCAAAAUUAUUAAAUAUGGAUCCAAAUAAACGAAUAACAGCUGAACAAUCUCUAGAUGAUCCAUUUUUUAAAAAAGAACCAUAUCCACAUAAUGAUUCAUUUUAUGGUUCUACAAUACCGUAUCCAAAUCGAGAUUUUAUCUUUGAUGAUGAAGAAAAUACUAACAAUGAUGAUAUAACAAUAGUUCAGACGGAACGUCAGUCUGUAACGGCACAAACAACUACUACACAAACUGUUCAAGAUAGUUUGAAACAGACAACAGAUCAUUCUUCAUCUACAAUAGUUAAUAGCAAUAAGAUAGUUAAUGAACAAACAGCUAUUGUACAGCAGCCUCAUCUUACUUUAUUAGGUACACAAGAAAAUUAUUAUGAACCAAAUCCAAAACGUUUAAGAACAAUGUUGCCUGCGAACGAAUCUGUCUCAAUUGCACCAACUACUUGUGUAUCAUUUUAUCCACAAAAACCAUUAGUUAACUCACAAAUAUUAGCACUACAACAACGAAGGUAA
Didymodactylos carnosus is the source of this 1308-nucleotide messenger RNA. The record is from the annotation of a GenBank genome assembly. Lineage: Eukaryota; Metazoa; Rotifera; Eurotatoria; Philodinida; Philodinidae.